This is a messenger RNA of Ostertagia ostertagi, 1521 nucleotides long. The record is from the annotation of a GenBank genome assembly. NCBI's taxonomy places the organism in Eukaryota, Metazoa, Nematoda, Chromadorea, Rhabditida, Trichostrongylidae.
AUGAUGGCGGGUUCGCUGUCUGGCACUACCUAUAGCUUUACACAAGAUGCUGCCAGCCUUCAUGAGUUUGUGGCCUUUGACGGUUCUGCCUUUGGUACACCGGCUUUCAGCGGAAAAAUUGCUAACCAGGAUAUUCAUGGUCAUGCAGCAGUAGACCUGAUUAUUGUAACGCAUGACAAGUUUCUGUCUGCAGCCAGGAAGUUGGCAGACUACCAUACCCAAAGAGAUAAGAUGAGGGUGUUGCUGGUCACCAACGAGCAGGUGUAUAAUGAGUUUUCAUCAGGUGGUCAGGACAUCAGUGCCAUCCGGGAUAUGGCGCGUAUGUUUUAUCUGCGGGCAGGAUCAAACGAAGCGGAGAUGCCUAAAAACAUCCUGCUGUUUGGGGAUGCCUCUUAUGAUUAUAAAAACCGGAUACCAGGUAACACCAAUUUUGUACCCACCUUUGAAUCCGAAGAAUCUAUUGCCAUUGGCAGCAGUUAUGUAGUGGAUGAGUUUUAUACCAUGCUGGAUGACAAUGAAAAUAUUGAGGAUGCUAAAAUUGCCAAUACCCUGGAUAUUGGCGUGGGGCGGCUGCCGGUAGGUACCGAAGAGGAAGCGGAAGCGAUGACAGCAAAAAUCAUUGCUUAUACAAGUCCGGCCUCGCUGGGUCCCUGGCGCCUGAACAAUACUUAUUUAGGGGAUAAUGAAGAUGGGGCAGGCCCACACCUGAUGCAGGCAGAAUAUAUGGAAAGCAUUAUCAAGACAAAGACCAAUAACCUGUACAACAGUACCAAGAUCUACCUUGAUAACCUUCCCUUCGUAUCCACACCAAGCGGGGAGCGUUGCCCGGAAGGGAAUAAUGCGAUCAAUAACACGAUCUUCAAAGGCACCUUCCUGAUCAACUUUACAGGGCAUGGAAGUAUCUAUACGCUGACCCAUGAGCGCGUGCUGACUGCUGCUGAUUUCGGGCUCUGGAAGAAUAUCAAUAAGCUACCGUUUAUGAUUACGGCAACCUGUGAUUUUAGCCGUUAUGACCGCCCGGAAACGCCUUCAGCAGGGGAGAAACUGAUUACCAAAGCAGAUGGUGGUGCUAUUGCCAUGCUGACAACAACGGCGCUGGUAUAUGCUGAUAUUAACAGGGAGAUCAACGCAGAUUUUCUGACGGCACAGUUUGAUGUGCACAACCAGAACAAAUGGUAUUCCUUUGGUGAAGCAUACCGCCGGGGUAAAAAUACCGCCUAUAUUAAUGUGCUGAACCCCUUUGUGCUCAUGAAUUACCGGGCAUUCACCUUGCUGGGGGAUCCUGCCUUGCAGCCGGCUUUCCCGGAGCAUUUUAUCCAUACCGACUCGAUUAUGGAAAUGACACAGAAUCUUGCCGAGAAUCUGUUUCACCUUGGCCUCGUAGUCCCAGGCACCCAGAUCGUCCAUCCGUUCAAUGGCGGCGCCGAGUACCGCGUGAUCUUCCGAUUCGCUGACUUGUUCGUAAUGUUUGAUAGCGCUGAUCACGGGGUGAUCGUAAUGAAAGAUAUUCUCGAGUACUGA